Messenger RNA from Penicillium verhagenii, 2244 nucleotides. RefSeq lists its product as uncharacterized. The transcript is spliced from 3 exons. NCBI's taxonomy places the organism in Eukaryota, Fungi, Ascomycota, Eurotiomycetes, Eurotiales, Aspergillaceae. Bases 1 to 2244 code for a protein of 747 amino acids. The record is from RefSeq and is a predicted model, not a curated record.
AUGCUGCACAGCUCCUCCCCUCAGCCAGCGUAUAUCGAGCUUGUAUCGAUUGACAAACUUCCCAAUGCAUCGAAUCGGCUAUUGGAGGUCGAUUCCCAGGAAAACCCGAAUAAAGAAUCCAGCCGAACAAGCAUUCUCACAAAAAGGAGACAGGAGGACAGGAGCAAACCAAUGAAACACAACAAAAACAAUAAAUUCCAUGGCUGGAAAUUCACCCUCUUCUUAGCGAUCGUUGCUGGCGUGGUUGUGCUAUUUUUCAAUGUGGGAUUCCUGCUUUAUUGCCUCACGCACCGCCAAAAUGGGCAAAGUCUUAACACAACACUGUAUGAGGGAGACUGUGACGAGUCACAUCGAUUAGGGGUUGUCUUGCAUCUGGUAAUCAACAUUUUGAGCACCGCAUUGCUGGGUGCUAGUAAUUUUGGGAUGCAAUGUUUGGCUGCGCCAAGCCGACGAGAUAUCAACAAAGCACAUAUGAAAGGUCGCUGGCUUGAUAUUGGCGUGCCCAGUAUUCGAAACCUCUUCGAAGUGCCUCGCACACGCUCGUUUCUAUGGGUACUCCUGGCACUAUCGUCCCUGCCUUUCCACUUGAUGUAUAAUUCAGCAAUAUACUCCACAUCAUCCGCCCACGCGUACGAUGUUUUUGCCGGCUCUAGCUCACUUGGAGAAAAUCUCCAGUCUAAUCUCAAUCUCACCUAUCCCUUUAGCGAGGCUAAUAUGACGUCUUCUUUCAUGCAGCUCUAUUCAUCGGCAAAGAGUGGAGACUUGGAGCGUCUAGAUAAUCAAGCAUGUGUCGACGCAUUUGCAGUGACUUUUGAAGAAGCUUACAGCAAGGUGCUAAUUGUUACCCAAGAUGUUGGGGAUAACGAUACAUAUGCGUAUGUCAUGACGAACGGCGUUUUUCAACCAAUCUUCAACACGCGUGGUGAUGCAUCGACAAACCCAUACAUGUGGUUAUGCGGAGUUGAAUCCCUUCGUCUCUCUGCGACCAGUUGUUACACAGGCCGUGAUUUCUGGACACGUUCCCUUGAUAAUUGGAAAGUGGGAUUGAGUGACAACAGUCAAUACACAGUCGAAUACUGCUUGGUAGAAAAGGCACCGCAAUCCUGCAAACUGGAAUAUUCAUUCCAACUUGUCAUAGUCGUGAUAGCAUUUAAUUUGAGCAAAAUCGCUAUCUUGCUCUUUAUGUGGCUGGGGAUACAGAAUUCCCCUAUUCUGACCAUCGGGGACGCGAUCGCCUCUUUUCUACGAGACCCGGAUCCCCAUUCCCGGCGCAGCUGUCUACUGACAAAACGCGAGGUGAAAUCGACUUCACAAUAUAACGGCUCAGUCAACACUUCGAACUCGCCACGGUGCGAGCCCAGAGCCUUUGAUCCUUCACGGAAACGAUGGAGCACAGCCGCUUCUACUUCCCGUUGGACAUUAAGCAUGCUGUUCUGGGGACUUGCUGUAGGAGCUUGCAUCCUGCUUUUAACAUUUGGGCUUAGCAAAUACCAGGAUGGAUCAAGUCCCUUCACGGAAGGGCUCGGGUCCGUUGGCUCGAGUACCUUGAUAUAUGGCGAUAAUUGGCCCUCAUCCAUAAUCGGCAACGUGCUGAUCGCCAACUCACCUCAGUUGAUCUUCUCCUUAAUCUACUUCGCAUUCAACAGCCUCCUAACAUCAAUGACCCUCAGCGCCGAGUGGAGCGGCUAUGCCAACCAAAAAAAGGGCCUUCGCGUCUCCCACAAUCCGAAGCAGUACCAGAGAUCCAACUACUUCCUCUCUAUACCAUAUCGCUACGGAGUCCCAAUGAUGAUUACAUCUACCCUUCUCCAUUGGCUCAUUUCGGAAAGCCUGUUCAUGGUCGGUAUUGAAGCCUGGUCUUCCGAUGGACAGCGUGAUACAGCAAGUGACUUUAUUACAUGUGGCUGGUCUGCUGUCGGGACAUUAAUCACUAUCAUGGUGGGAAUCCUGUUCUUAUCGGGCAUUGUAGGACUUAGCCUACGACGAUUCGAGUCUGCGCUGCCCAUUGCCGGAAGCUGUAGUCUUGCCAUUGCGGCAGCUUGCCAUCCUCAUUUCGAUCCCAAUACUCAGGAUGGAUACAGGAAUGAAGAGGUAAAUGCAGAUAUGGAUUCGGAGGUCGAGGAUGAAGAAAUGGCGCUGUUGUCUGUCCAAUGGGGAGCAGUGCCUGUUAAUGGGCCUGUAGGCCAUUAUAGCUUCACAAGUGAUAGGGUCGGCACACCUGAGACGGAAAAACUGUACCAAUAG